This is a messenger RNA of Zonotrichia albicollis (white-throated sparrow), 354 nucleotides long. The record is from RefSeq and is a predicted model, not a curated record. NCBI's taxonomy places the organism in Eukaryota, Metazoa, Chordata, Aves, Passeriformes, Passerellidae.
AUGAGGGGUCUCUGGGCCCUGGUGCUCACCGGGCUCAUCAGUGCCUGCCAGGGGAAGGAGCCGCUGCCAACAGAAGGCAGCAGCGCCANGCUGGACGCCGUGCGUGGCACCCCGGUCAGGUUUGACCUCCAGCAAGCUCAGAUCUACUGCGACGCCGAGCUGGCCAGGCAGGAGGGGUGCUGCGAGAUCUCGGCCAGCGGGUGCCAGACGGAAACACCCAAGACCCGCCGGCAAGCGGAGCUGAUGCAGAGCAGCAACCUGAUUGAGAUGGUGCCGCAGCCCGAGGGCAGGGUGUUCACCCGCUGCUUCUGCCUGGAGGAGCCGCUGGGCACCGUGGCCUUGGGUGACCUGUGA